AUGGAUAGACGGGUCGACCGUCUAAGUGGUGGCGAACGACGUCUGGUCUCUCUGUCCGCAGCACUCAUUCACUCACCGAAGCUCUUAAUACUGGAUGAGCCGACUGUAGGGGUCGACCCGCUUAUAAGGCACCAGAUAUGGCGCUACUUGGAGGAACUGUGCCUCAAAAAUGACACAACAGUCAUAAUAAGCACUCAUUAUAUGUCUGAAGCCAUAAACGCUGGAACCGUAUGUUUCAUAUCCAACGGCCAAUCUGUAGCCUACGGAUCACCACAACAACUGCUAGUAGACUACCGGUGCCACACAUUGGAUGACGUCUACUAUAAUUCCUGUCAAGAUUUAGGCAAAACGGACGCGUGUGAAAGCACUGGUAUUUCAACACAAUAUAGCUUUCAAAGCUAA
This is a messenger RNA of Oppiella nova, 402 nucleotides long. NCBI's taxonomy places the organism in Eukaryota, Metazoa, Arthropoda, Arachnida, Sarcoptiformes, Oppiidae. The record is from the annotation of a GenBank genome assembly.